Molecule: messenger RNA, 3106 nt
Organism: Ixodes scapularis (black-legged tick)
Lineage: Eukaryota; Metazoa; Arthropoda; Arachnida; Ixodida; Ixodidae
Gene: L
Product: zinc finger protein 423
Exons: 5
Coding region: 1-2691 (896 amino acids)
Source: RefSeq, a predicted model, not a curated record
AUGAUACCGUCCGUCAGGACGUGGUCGCCGCGACGGCUCUUCUGGACACCCCUGGAACCCUGGUUCUGGGCCCUGGGCUCGGACGUCGUGGCUUGGCCGCCCCCAGGUUCCGGGUGCCAAACGUUGCGGUCGGUGACCCCCCUUGACCCCGGGGCCUGGGCAGCUCCGGGCGGCUCGGGCAGCGGCGGCGCGGGCACGCCCUCGUCCUGGCGCUCUUCGUCGGACAGCCCCGAGGACGAGCUGACGUCGGCGUCGCUGUCGCCGCCGCCCUCGCUGCUGGCCUGCGGCCCGGCUUCGGCCUCGUGCUCGGACUCCGAGCUGUCCUUCACCAUCGGGGUGACCGAGGCGACGCCCUACGCCUGCCACUUCUGCGACAAGGCCUUCCCCAGACUCAGCUACCUCAAGCGGCACGAACAGGUGCACAGCGACCGGAUGCCCUUCCGCUGCGAUUUCUGCCAGCGGCUGUUCAAGCACAAGCGCAGCCGCGACCGCCACGUGAAGCUGCACACGGGCGAUCGCAAGUACCGCUGCUCCCAGUGUGAGGCGGCCUUCUCCCGCUCCGACCACCUCAAGAUCCACAUGAAGACUCACGACCACGCCAAGCCUUUCCAAUGUGCCAUGUGCAACAGGGGCUAUAACACUGCCGCGGCCCUCACCUCGCACAUGCAGAACCACCGCAAAAACGCAUCCUCCGGCCCGAACAGGCAGGGCCCGGGCGUGCUGGAGCCUCCCGGCGCAGCGAGGCCCAGCCUGGGCUCCAGUCUGCUCACCAACGGGAUUCUGGCAGCGCCUACGGCCGAUGGCUCGACGUCGUUGUCUCGGGACGACAGCUCGUCCUGUUCCACUGGCAAGCUGAGCCCCGCCGCGGGCAGUCCACUGCCAGCCAGCACUGAGCUUCAGAUCAACGGAUGCAGAACGGACCCGGAACGGUCGAGCUGCUCGACUCCUCAGGACGACGACGGAGGCUCGGAGGAGAGUGCCGAGCGGCGUGGGGGCUCGGCGCUGGUCAUGGCCCCGACAUCGCUGCCGUGUGGGUUCUGCAGCCGACGGGACUUUACCAGCCUGGAAGCUCUGCAGGCGCACGUGCGCGCCACGCAUGUCCCCUUCUCGGCGGCGUCGUUGGUGGGUCCAUCGCAGGGCCCCCUGCGACUGGACCCCGCGGGAAGAACUCCCUCGAGACACUCGCCGCCCGCGGCCACGACUGCCUUGACACUGGUAGACGCCUCGUACGAAUGCGAGUACUGCGGCAUGAAGCUCCCCAGCGUGCACGCGUUGCAAACGCACACGCUGGCGGCGCACAGCUUCAGCGAGGUGCUGAGCAAACGCAUGUCGGCCAUGAUGGGCGCGGACUCGGGUGGCGGCCCACUCAUCUGCAGCCAGUGCGGCGCCCCGUCGGCGGACUUCGAGUCCUUCCGGGCCCACCUGGCAUCGCACCUGGAAGGCCGCAUGUCCCGGUCCUGCCCCGAAUGCCGGGCUGAGUUCCCCUCGUCGCAGCAGCUCGAGUCGCACGUUGCGGCGCACUUCCUGUCCACCUCCGUGGAGUACGGCUGCCAAGCCUGCCUCAAGCUCUUCACGAGGCCCGACGAGCUUCAGAAGCACCUGCUGGAUAUGCACGCGCACCACCUGUAUCGGUGCGCCCUCUGCAGAGACGUGUUCGACUCCAAGGUGGGCGUCCAAGUGCACUUCGCAGUCAAGCACAGCAACGAGUGUCAGGUGUUCAAGUGCAGUGCCUGUAACGCGGCCUACCGAUCGGAGCCCGAGUUCGCACUUCACGUGCAGGUAACGCACCUCGCGAAGGCAGCGCCCUACAGGUGUCUCCUGUGCGACCAGACUUUUGCCAGCGAGCCGUUACUGCAGAGUCAUCUGGACACGCACGGCAAGCAAUUCUCCUGCGCACUGUGCAGUCAGGCUUUUCACGUGGAGUUCCUCCUGGAAAAACACAUGGAAGCCUGUCACGCGGCCGACCUCACGCUCCAUCCAGACGCAGUGCAGAACCUGAGCGUCAAGAGCAGGCUCAAAGAGGCCAAGUGCGACAUCUGCGACCAGGCGUUCAGUUCGGACGCGUCCCUCGCGACGCACCGAAGGCAGGUCCACAACGUCAGGGUCUCUUCGGGCUCCCAGAAGUCCGUCAGCCUGCUCUGUGCCUACUGCAACGAACCGUGCAAGUCGCGUUCAGACCUGGAAAAUCACAUGAAGGCUCACACGGCGAGCCCAAGCAAGCACAAGUGCAACAUCUGCGACGAAAUUUGUCCGUCAGCCACCACCCUGGCCGAACACAAACUCACCCACUGCAAAGUGGUCAAGGGCUCCACGUGUGCCGUCUGCCGAGAGGUGCUUCGCUCCGAGGACCAAUUCCUGGCGCACGUCAACUCACAUGGCGGAGGACCCGCAUUGCCACUGCCGUGUGUCGUGUGCAGACAGACACUCAUGUCUGAAGUGGAACUGCGUAUGCACGCCCGCUUCCACAUUUCGCACUGCGACAAGGGUUCGCUGUGCUGCGUGUGUGAGCGGCCCCUGGACGCGGCCAGCCGCAUCAUCACGGGCCGGCAGCAGGAGAAGCAGUCCUUCAUGUGCAAGGACUGCUUCCACGCCAAAGGCGUUCAGGACCAGGGCCGCUGUCCGGAGUGCCGCAUCAAGUUCGAGUCGCCCCUGGAGCUGGAGCAGCAUGUCCGCAGCAGCCACGGCGGUUGACGUCUCGCGCCGCCGUUCCUGGUCGCCGAAGGCAGCCAGUGCUCCGGGAGCGCCAGCCAGCGCCCCACACUCUACCGGUAGAACACAGAACACUGCAAAAUGCACGAGUGCCCCCGUGGACGUGGUACCGGAACCCUGAGGGCUCGACCCUGCCUGUGACGUGCCCUCGCGCUUGACUUGCGCGGUUUCUCCUCAUUGCCCCCCUGCGGCCGGGACAGUAUACUGUGACAUCCACUUCGUUCGACGAUAUGCUAAUCAGCAUGUUGGUUCCUAUCUAGAGGGAUCUGGAAGCGUCGGGUUACCAUGGAGGUCAAUGGUUCUUGGUGAUUUCAAACAAUCAAACAGUUCAAAUUCGCUCAGGGAGCGACUCGUUUCUCUUGUCAUUAUGCUAAGAAGCGCCGUGUGAAAGUUACUC